GACUGAUGUUUGCCGUGGGAACGUUUUUGCAGUCUGCUCAUAAUUUGUUGGCCUGGCUAGUCUGUUUGUGUGGAUAACAAAUUCAGUUGGACGUGAGGUUACCAAGAGCAAGUGCGCUCGGAUAAAGUUCUGGAAAUGCUUUGGCUUCGUCAGAAGAUAGCGCCUCUGUUUGAAGAACGAGAGCGCAGUCCAGGUGCAGAGUCCUUCUGUUCAGCACUGUCAGAAGGUGCAGAAUCCUAUUGUUCAGCUGUUUCCGAAGUUCAUCCUAGCAGCACUUGCACGACUUACUACAGUGCUGGUGUUAGUUCGUCAGAAUCGGACUCUGAAUAUGCUGACGCAGUAGAUUCUCCGCCACCACAAGUGCUACAAAGCUCCAGUCCAUUGGAGAGGAUAGACAGAUCUUUUUUUGCUGAUGAAGAUGGGGGUGAGUCAAAAGCUCAAUUGGAAUCAUUCAGCUAUGGAAAGCUGUUUGAGGACGUCUAUGGAAAGGCAAUCCAUAGACCCCCUAUUCUAUGUGGACGGAGAAAUCGAGAAGAGACUACUAACGAAAAUAAGGCUUCUAUAAAGCAGAGUAGACAGACAUGUAGGAUCAGGCAGCAUCGUAGGCCUGACUGGGCAGAAUCUGCCUCCAUUCAACAACACUACAAUGAAGGCAAUUUUCGGCCAGGGCCAUGCCACAAAAGUAGUUCUUCUGGUUCAUGGUAUGAACAAAACUCUCAUGGAAUGUAUAGUGACAGCAAUAAUCAGUCUCUCGAUGGAUAUCCUGCAAAAUGUGCACAGGUCUCCACAUCUUUGCCACAAGAAAUCCGAUCAGAAUAUGACAUGAGCCACUGUUAUCCUCUGCCACACACACUGCUCAGCGAUGAGACACCCCUACCAUCAGCGACCAGAUUUGAUCAAGUGUCAUUUUAUAUGUCGGAAGAAUUUCAAGAAGUUGCUGAUUCUUUUAGUGAGCUUAUUCUACAAGAUGCUGUGAUUGAGGCAGCUGAAAAUAUAACUGUGGGGCUUUACAGAGAGGAAAGAAGGGAGAGUGAUGUUGCUAAUGAAUACAGUCAGAGAAUUGGUGUUAUCGAUACCGAGACAGGUGAAAGACAGUGGGAAGCCCUGGGUAAGUUCAGUGACACAAAUGACAAGAACUUGGUAGAAGACAAAAACUUGGAAACAUUUUCCGCUGAAGAUCAAGAUAUUAUUGAUGCAUUUGAUAAACACUUCGAGCCAUACAUUGAAUGUGAAGAUGAGCGAGUGCUGUCAAAUAGUAGCUUUGAUGAGGGUCAGUUCGAUGGCGUCUCUGAAGGUGAUGAAGACGAAGAGUGCGAUCGAGGCCUACUCAAUAAAAGUGCCCUCUUGGGAAACUAUAAAAGGUUCCCAAAAAGCGAAGAAGUUGAAAAAGAAAGAAAUGGGCUUACCCAUGGACACUCCUUGUCUGAAAGUUGGCCUUUCACAGCUCGAGAUAGCAUUGAGUCCAGCAGUGUACCUCCUUCUGAAUCAAUGACAGGUUCUGUAGAGGAGCUUUCAUCUAGGCACAAACGCAAAGAUCCAGUCCAGUCCAGUGUUGACUCUCCUACAAGUCCAACACGCUUGGAUGGUUGCAAGCCUUUUGAAAACCAUACACUUAGCAGUGCACAGAAAGGUGGUCCUGUGUUAACUUUCGAAACCUAUGAUCCUCGAAAAAUGCAGAACAAAAUGGGGCAAGAUUGCUUUGCCAUUCAACAUGCUGCUGAUAAGAUUUUUGAUCUCCUUGACACUAAAGAAGAUAGUUGGAGACCUGAGCAAGAUGUGGGCAGCCUUUAUGAUAGAAAGGAGAUUGCAGCAAAGGAUGAUAUACAGACCUGUGCAUCUUCUGUGCCUGUAAUUGUGUCUGACAAUGGUUCGGUAGGUCAGCCGCCCAUUAGACCAUCCCGCAAGAGGAAAGAAACUGUGAAGGAUGACAAAAUGUCUCGUCUCGAACCACAUGAGCCACCUGUCUCUGUGUUGGAGCUUAAGGACAAGUUGCCUAGAAUUCCAUCUCUCAACAUCAGUGGUGAAGCAGUUGAUAAAGAGAUAUUAUUUAACACCAGAAGGGACACUGGUCACCAGUCAGUAGUGGUACAAGUUGGAAAUCAUGCUGGUAUGGAAAAGGAAGCCUACACUGGCCAACAUGCCCGAUGGGGAAUGCAGGAAGCCCACUUCAAGACAAGUAAUGUGCAGCGUGAAAUGCAUUCAAGUGCUGAGCCCAACAAUGACUGCACUAUAUUAACCAGAGACGUGUCUUUGCUGGGGCACAGCCAUACGAUGCGGCAGCACGAUGCAGAAGACAGGCUUGGGACAGCUGGUAAAAGUGAAUGUAAGCGUAUCGCUGCACCUUCUAGAACUGAAGAGCAAAUACAAGCUGAUACAACUGUUUCUAACAUGAAGCCUAUUUCUAAACAAGAACAAAAUGUGCGGAUGCAGGUGCCUAACGAAGCUAGUGGGGAAGAGCCAUAUCUUUGUGAUAAUCUGUCGGGAAGUGAAGUUGACGCAGGAAUGGUUCACCUUCCCUUUUCACUGUCUGAACUUUCAGGACAUGUGUUUGACGAUGAUCUUCCUUUGGAUGUCGUAUCCUUUAAGGUAGUUGACAACUGUGACUUCCUCCGAGAAAUUGGAAGUGACCUGCACAUAAUGAAGCUGGGUGCAAGAGACAAGCUAUCAGCUUUCAUUGUUGAUUAUGUUGACCCUGAAUGUCCUGAAAGUGCUAUGUACAGAAGGGAGGCUGAGCCAGUUGAAUCGAAGGAAUUUCUCCACGAGUCGGCACCAUCUUCUUCAGUCUACGAAGAUGAGCUUGUACCACCCUCACAACCUCAGGGCACCUUUAAUGUCACGCAUGCAAGAACAUCAUACGACGUCUCUGAAGCUACAAGUCAAGUCGGUUCAAGUACUGAGAAGGAAGUUCUGCUUACAGGACGUCAGAGCAACAUUGAGAAAUACGCUUCCUUCCUUGCUAAUGAAUGCAUGACUGAAGCAGAAGCGGACUUCUGCUGUCAGGGGCAUCGUCAAGGAUACCAAGAUAAUACAGGGUGUUUUAGAGAACCACAGACAAGCAAGGAAGGCAUGGUUUACGAAGAAGACUUGGUGAUGCAGGGCAUUGUAAACACUGGAGAGCUGGAUCGCAACUACCAAUCUGACAAUUCAGCUAUAGGACUUCCAAAUGAAAGACUCAACACAGCUCUCCAACGAAACAAGGAAGGAUAUCCGCAGGACAAGCCAGGAAGAAGCCCACGCUCUCCUGUUCCUAGCAGGAUUGUUGAUGAAGAAAGGUUCUCCAAACGUACAGACUCCGAGUACCCUCCGCUGGGCAAGGAUGACUUGGAUAAAAUGAAGGGCCGAGGGAAGGGCAUCCAGGGCCAUCACAACUCGUGCUAUUUGGAUGCCACACUCUUUGCUAUGUUUGCUUGCACCCAUGUCUUUGACUCUAUACUAUACAGGGAAAGGAGCAGCGACGACAUUGAUCGAUACGAUGAGGUUCGCCAUGUACUCAAGGAUGACAUUGUCAACCCUCUUAGAAAAGGCCAAUAUGUGCCCCAUGGAAAUGUUAUGAAACUUCGGCAUCUGCUGGACCAGCUGAGCAAUGUCUCUGGAUUAACUACAGAGGAGAAAGAUCCUGAGGAGUUCCUAAAUUCAUUAACACAAAUUCUUAAAGUUGAGCCCUUUUUAUUGCUUAGCUCUGGCCAGCAGACACACCUGUAUCAACUGUUUGUUGAGAAAGACAAAUUUCUGGAUAUUCCAACAGUGCAGCAGCUCUUCCACCAGUCCAUAUUCGAGUCAAAUAUAAAAUUUAAGAAAGUUCCAUCAAAGCUCAUAAUCCAAAUGCCACGAUUUGGACGGCAGUUCAAAGUCUACUCCCGAGUACUUCCCAGUCUCAAGUUGGAUAUCACGGACAUACUUGAGAAUUCUCCUCGAUUCUGCUUUGUGUGUGGGAGGCGGGCCUCAUAUGAGUGUCGCCAGUGCUUCAGAGCAGACAUUGGUCUGGAAGGCAUCGGCUACUGCAAGCACUGCGAACAGUCUGUUCACCAGCACCCCGAUCGUAAAGGUCAUAAGCUGGAUAAGCUGGGAAAUAUCCCAGGCUUCAGUGAAGGCAGUCCAACUGCCAGGACUUGCAUGGAUCUUUUUGCAGUUGUUUGCAUUGAGACAAGCCAUUAUGUCUGUUUCGUCAAAUGUGGAGAUGACGACUCUGCCCCAUGGUGCUUCUUCGAUAGCAUGGCUGACAGAGAAGGUUGCGAAAACGGAUACAAUAUUCCUGAAGUAGACGAGUUCCUCGACUUCAAUAGUUAUGUCGGGAAGUCUGGCAUAGAGAAACUGCAAGAACUAACAGACGACAAAAUGUUACCUCGUUUGGGACGGAAACUUGUCUGUGAUGCAUAUAUGUGCAUGUACCUCGACAAGACUGUUCGGCAGUACGAGUGACGUGCCAAAUUUGUGGCAGCAUUGUUAUGCAUAGUUGUGCUUUAGUGAUCCCUUAACUGUUGAUUAAAGGUUUGAUAUAUUUCUA
Ornithodoros turicata is the source of this 4504-nucleotide messenger RNA. It is a transcript of the gene CYLD, whose product is annotated as ubiquitin carboxyl-terminal hydrolase CYLD-like. The coding region runs from base 136 to 4419 and encodes 1427 amino acids. Gene Ontology annotation, biological process: protein K63-linked deubiquitination. The record is from RefSeq and is a predicted model, not a curated record. Gene Ontology annotation, molecular function: K63-linked deubiquitinase activity; cysteine-type deubiquitinase activity. The transcript is spliced from 12 exons. Lineage: Eukaryota; Metazoa; Arthropoda; Arachnida; Ixodida; Argasidae. Gene Ontology annotation, cellular component: cytosol.